UCUGAGCGCUUGGAGCGACUGCGCUGUCACUCAUCCGCAGGGCCGCGCCGCGAUUGGCUGGACUCCCGCUCGGCCCCGCCCCUCUUGGCCGGCAGCAGCGUAGAAAUGACACCGUGGGAAAGCUGGGCGCUUCAAACGGAGGCGCUCCGGGCGAACGUGGACAGACGCACGGCGAGCAGACACAACAAACACACUGCGGAACUAAGUCGGAGGAAUAAAGAUGAAACGGAGUCACGAUUUUAGCUCCUCGGACAGCGAGCUGGACGAGAACGUGGAGGUGGAGAAGGAAAGCGCAGAUGAAAAUGGGAAUAUGAGCUCUCCCCUCGGCCCCAUGUCUCCAUCCACAUCCACUCAGGUGCAGGCGAGGAAACGGCGCCGAGGAAUCAUUGAGAAACGACGCCGGGACAGGAUCAACAACAGCCUCAGCGAGCUCCGCCGGCUGGUUCCCAGCGCCUACGAGAAGCAGGGCUCGGCCAAACUGGAGAAAGCGGAGAUCCUGCAGAUGACCGUGGACCAUCUGAAGAUGCUUCACGCCUCCGGAGGCAAAGGGUACUUCGACGCCCACGCUCUGGCGAUGGAUUACCGCGGUCUGGGCUUCAGGGAGUGCGUGGCCGAGGCGGCCCGUUACCUGAGCAUCAUCGAGGGCCUGGACGGCGCCGACCCGCUGCGCGUGCGCCUGCUCUCCCACCUCAACAGCUACGCCGGCCAGCGCGAGGCCCACCCCGGCCUCGGCCCCCUGGCCUGGGGGUCGGCGUUCGGCUCUCCGCCCGCCCACCUGGCCCACCCGCUCCUCCUCCCGCACCCGCAGCCGCAGCCGCUGCCCCGCAGCGCCACCAGCAGCCCGCAGGCGCCCUCGUCCGCGGCCAGCUCGCCGUCCUCGUCCUCCUCCUCCUCCUCGUCCUCGUCCGCCGCGGAGACGCACGUCCCCGGCCGGCGCCCCGCCAGCUCCGCCCCGCCGUCGGACCCGGUCCCGAUCCGGGCCCCCGCCACCUCCGGCGCCCCCGCCCCCGUCCUGCACCCGGCCCUGGUGCCCUCGUCGGCGUCCAAGCUCCCCCCCCCCCUCCUCUCCUCUCUCUCCGCUUUCCCCUUCCCCUUCGGCGCCUUCCCCCUCCUCUCCCCCGCCGCCACCAUCAGCCCCGCGGCGCCCGCGUCCAGCGUGGGCAAACCCUACAGGCCGUGGGGGAUGGAGAUAGGCGCGUUCUGACUGGAGCAGUAGAACCCACACAGACUCAAGUCCGGACGCCGGCCGAGCUGGACCUUCAGGACUUUACAAGACUUUCUAUUUUCCCCGCUAAGAAAUGUCUAUUUUUUCUAUGGUGCUGUGGCAGAGAGCACGCGUGGCUGUAGGACGCUGACUCCCUUGCUCACGCGUUGUGUUUCGUAUAGAAGAAGAGAGUGCGACCGCGACGGAGCAGCAACGAGGAUGAUUGAUUGUGUUGUGUUGACUGAUCUCUGUUCCUGCCCAUCGGGAACGACUGUCCCAGAUGGUCAAGCAGGCGCUGCCUGUCAAGUUCCUGGGUGAAACCCCCCCCCACACACACACACACAUGGGCUGAAACAGCCAGCAUUGAUGCCGUGGUGACAGAGCAGCGUGAAAGGGGGCUCAAGGUGGUGGAGUCGGCCCCUUUUUACAGCGCUUUAUGGGCUGGAAUAACCGAAACCAGGUGCUCGUUUGGCCCAGGACUGGGAACAGAAGUGGGCUGGCAGCUUGGCUGAAGUCAAGCUACCCAUGAUUCACCCACAGCCUCUGAUGUUCAUAGGAUGCAGCAUUGUUCAGACUUGUUUGCUUGUUUCCUGCCGACAGCAACUGAAAGCUUCGCACCAGUUUUACCCGUUUUCACCAGCUCUGUCUUUUUUAUUUAUAUCUUAUUGUGAAUGGGUGAUUUUUUUUUUUAUCACCUUCUUUUCUUAUAUCUGCCGCGUUGUCUAUCAGUGUAUACUCUACAUGCAUUUUCAGCGCCAGUCGAAGCAGUCACAGCAAAACAAGCCCAUAAUUCAGUGUUUGUUUCUAAAUAAGGCAUUUAGACGUUCUUUGCCAUGAUUUGCAUAUUUUAUGGCUCCACAAAGCUCAGUCACAAAUCAGACGUUCAGCUUUUUAGUGUUGUUGCUGGUGUUAAUGUCAACUUCCCUGUAAUAAAAAAUGAUGAUGAAUCA
Betta splendens (Siamese fighting fish) is the source of this 2154-nucleotide messenger RNA. It is a transcript of the gene hey1, whose product is annotated as hes-related family bHLH transcription factor with YRPW motif 1. Gene Ontology annotation, cellular component: nucleus. The transcript is spliced from 5 exons. Bases 221 to 1204 code for a protein of 327 amino acids. Gene Ontology annotation, biological process: regulation of transcription by RNA polymerase II; circulatory system development; regulation of neurogenesis. The record is from RefSeq and is a predicted model, not a curated record. Gene Ontology annotation, molecular function: DNA-binding transcription factor activity, RNA polymerase II-specific; RNA polymerase II cis-regulatory region sequence-specific DNA binding; protein dimerization activity. Lineage: Eukaryota; Metazoa; Chordata; Actinopteri; Anabantiformes; Osphronemidae.